Molecule: messenger RNA, 1117 nt
Organism: Gorilla gorilla gorilla (western lowland gorilla)
Lineage: Eukaryota; Metazoa; Chordata; Mammalia; Primates; Hominidae
Gene: PDE6D
Product: phosphodiesterase 6D
Exons: 5
Coding region: 161-613 (150 amino acids)
Biological process (GO): sensory perception of light stimulus
Cellular component (GO): cytoplasm
Source: RefSeq, a predicted model, not a curated record
GGGAGCUGAGGGGAGAGAGAGGCCGGUCCUGGUCUGGCCGCUGCGGCUGCUAGCCCGAGGUCUCCAAGCCGGGCUGCGGCUCCAUCCUCGGCUCCUGGGGCACCGUCUGCAAGGCUCCGCCGACCAGAGUGAGAAAGCCGCGGGCGGCGACCGCCGCAUCAUGUCAGCCAAGGACGAGCGGGCCAGGGAGAUCCUGAGGGGCUUCAAACUAAAUUGGAUGAACCUUCGGGAUGCUGAGACAGGGAAGAUACUCUGGCAAGGAACAGAAGACCUGUCUGUCCCUGGUGUGGAGCAUGAAGCCCGUGUUCCCAAGAAAAUCCUCAAGUGCAAGGCAGUGUCUCGAGAACUUAAUUUUUCUUCGACAGAACAAAUGGAAAAAUUCCGCCUGGAACAAAAAGUUUACUUCAAAGGGCAAUGCCUAGAAGAAUGGUUCUUCGAGUUUGGCUUUGUGAUCCCUAACUCCACAAAUACCUGGCAGUCCUUGAUAGAGGCAGCACCCGAGUCCCAGAUGAUGCCAGCAAGCGUCUUAACUGGGAACGUUAUCAUAGAAACAAAGUUUUUUGACGACGAUCUUCUUGUAAGCACAUCCAGAGUGAGACUUUUCUAUGUUUGAAAGAAGAAUGUGUGUACAUUUCAAGAAUUUGGGUUUUUUGGAGGGAGGAGGAAACUGUUUACUUUUUUCCUCCACAUGUUUGAUUUUUGACACAUACACCCCUAAUUCCCUCAACAGCAGAACCUACCUGCAGCCACCAGGGGACCAGCUCUGUGUAGGUAACCAGAUGGCUCUUUUUCCCAAGCUGCCAUCUUCCAGCUGACCAGACUAAACUCCCAACCCCAGACCAGGGCAGGGGACAGGUCUCAAGUCCUUCCCAGCAUACACACAGGGAACAAACACAUACCACAAACCGGUAACUGUACCUGUCACCCUCCUUGUCUCCUCCUUGGGCCCUACAGGCUACACAUCUACCUUUGGCCCCUGGUUUUGGAAGAAUUCCGUGUUCCUGACCCAUGUUUAGUUUUUUCCUACCAUUUCUAUUUCAUACAUUCUCAUACAUUUAACUUGUAAAAUAGACUGUGAUAUUAUUACAUAAUGUAAUUAAAAAUAUGAAUUAAAAUA